Molecule: messenger RNA, 936 nt
Organism: Epithele typhae
Lineage: Eukaryota; Fungi; Basidiomycota; Agaricomycetes; Polyporales; Epitheliaceae
Exons: 12
Coding region: 1-936 (311 amino acids)
Source: RefSeq, a predicted model, not a curated record
AUGGGAAGUCAACCGACUCUUCAGAACAAAUGGGCGGUCGUCGGAGGGGCCCUCGGCCUCAUGACCUAUGACCACAUGCUCUCGAUUGGUCGCGAGGUUGAGUACGUCUGGAGGAAGAAGAUGACAACUGCAGGCGGGAUAUAUAUCGCCAUCCGUUACGCUUCAAUGACCUCCAACUUGCUCAUGUGUGCAGGGAUCACAGUGGCGUUUGAUUUAAUGGGUGCCAUCAUCAUCAUGGGUGCCGCGUCGUUCUCAUCGCUGCGAGCGUACGCGUUGUGCCAACGCAAAUACAUCGCUAUCAUAGUUUUGGUGCUAGGGUGUAUGAACGCCGUCCCCUCGAUUUACGCAGCGAUUAGGAACAGGGCCGGAUACAACCCAGGACCCAAUAACCUCCGCACCGUCUGCGACCUCCAGCUAAUCACCUCCUUUUACAGUGCGAUCAUCUUCGGGCGUUCCUGCGGGGUCAUCGGCGACUUUAUUGUUCUGGUUUUGACGUGGAGACAUGCAGGACCGCGCAAGGGCGGACCGAAGAGGUUUUCUAUUACAACGGCUCUUUUCCAAAACGGUCUUGCAUACUUCGGUGCACUUUGCUUUGUCAACCUCUUGAAUCUUGUUUUGGUCAACCACGUCGAGCUGUUGCUCAACCUCCUGGGUAUCAUCAGCACCACGACGGUGGUCUUCACCUGCCGCUUCAUCCUCGACCUGUUCGAAGCGAGCGACGGCACGCGCAUGGACACGGUCCCGACCUUGCCCAGUAUGGCGCCGUCGCGCGCGGUCGGGCUCCGAAACGUCGGGGCUGUCAGCACGACUGGACGUUCGCAAGGGGUGUUCGACGCGGACCUCACGUUGCGCGGCGCGGACGACUGCGAGAGCGUCUGCGACAACAAGCCCGACUUCGACGCCUACGAGCUCCAGAUGAACCCGGGUCGGAAGUAG